AGAGGUGCACGAGAGCGCGCGCGCCGCGCCGCGCCUCGCCUCGCUGAUCCGGCAAGCAAACCGCGGCGCCGCGACGCGACGCGAACCCCGCCGCGCCGCGAGUGUGGGGGAGCACGAAUGGUAGCCGGCCGCGGUUAGGUAGGUGGGCGCCGCGGGGUGUCGAUAGCUCCGGAGGGUGGGGGUGGGGGGAGCAGAUCCAGAUCCAGCGAGGGCGCGAGCAAUGGCGGCGGGGGCGGUGUCGGCGCUGUUCCUGCUCGACAUCAAGGGCCGCGUCCUCGUCUGGCGCGACUACCGCGGCGACGUCUCCGCGCUCCAGGCCGAGCGCUUCUUCACCAAGCUCCUCGACAAGGAGAGCGACGCGGAGGUGCUCUCCCCCGUCGUCCACGAUGACGCCGGCGUCUCCUACAUGUUCAUCCAGCACAACAAUGUGUUCCUCCUCACCGCGUCCCGUCAGAACUGCAACGCCGCCAGCAUACUCCUCUUCCUCCACCGCGUCGUCGAUGUGUUCAAGCAUUACUUCGAGGAGCUGGAGGAGGAAUCAUUGAGGGACAACUUCGUCGUUGUGUAUGAGUUGCUUGAUGAGAUGAUGGAUUUCGGGUACCCACAAUACACGGAAGCAAUGAUCCUGAGCGAGUUCAUUAAAACGGACGCGUACAGGAUGGAGGUCACUCAGAGGCCGCCCAUGGCAGUGACAAAUGCUGUGUCAUGGAGGAGCGAGGGGAUUCGGUACAAGAAGAAUGAAGUGUUCUUGGAUGUGGUGGAGAGUGUCAAUAUCCUCGUUAACAGCAAUGGGCAGAUAGUGAGGUCUGAUGUCAUCGGUGAGCUGAAAAUGCGAACCUUUCUAAGUGGAAUGCCCGAGUGCAAACUGGGGUUGAAUGAUAGGGUUCUCUUGGAGGCUCAAGGCCGAACAACUAAAGGAAAAGCAAUAGAUUUGGACGAUAUCAAAUUCCAUCAGUGUGUUCGGUUGGCCAGAUUUGAGAAUGACAGGACUAUAUCCUUCAUUCCUCCAGAUGGAUCAUUUGAUCUGAUGACUUACAGACUUAGCACCCAGGUGAAACCUCUUAUCUGGGUAGAAGCACAAGUGGAGAAACAUUCAAGAAGUCGGAUACAGAUCACAGUGAAGACAAGAAGUCAGUUCAAAGAAAGGAGCACAGCAACAAAUGUAGAAAUUGAAGUACCAGUGCCUGAGGAUUCGACAAACCCAAAUAUAAGAACUUCAAUGGGCUCUGCGGCAUAUGCACCUGAGAGAGAUGCGAUGGUCUGGAAAAUAAAAUCAUUUCCUGGUGGCAAGGAAUAUAUGUGUAGAGCAGAAUUUAGCCUUCCAAGCAUAACAUCAGAAGAUGGAAUGCCUGAAAAGAAGGCUCCGAUACGUGUGAAAUUUGAGAUACCGUAUUUUACCGUGUCGGGUAUUCAGGUUCGCUAUCUGAAAAUCAUCGAAAAGAGUGGAUAUCAGGCCCUUCCUUGGGUUCGAUACAUCACAAUGGCUGGUGAAUAUGAGUUGAGACUCAUCUGAUUUUCACACCUCUGGUUGCUGGAAGAAAUGAUUGAUUUCCUGGAGUCCAAGCCUCCCAGGGGGCGUUUACAGAGGCAACUCAGACGAACAUUCACUCGCUGGAUGGGCUCCCGAGGCUUCAUGGUUCCAUCUCGCGCAAGCGAGGAAAGCUGCUGACAGCCAUGUUAUUGAUUUUACCCAUGUUUUGCUGCAAGUUUGUCAUCAGUAUAGGUCCCCAGAAUCUUCAUUUCUUUUCUGCGUUUUGUUCCCAGCCGAUAUCUCUUGUAUCAUUGUAAAAUUUAUUUAAUCAACUGAUGUCACAAGCUUGGAUUUUUUUUUGUAUCUCCUGUACCUAAUUAACAAGCUUGGAUCAUGUAUACCACUAUGUAUAUCUCUCCUUUCCAUCAUGCUUUCUUGUGUCAA
Messenger RNA from Oryza sativa Japonica Group (Japanese rice), 1915 nucleotides. Its product is annotated as AP-1 complex subunit mu-2. Gene Ontology annotation, cellular component: cytoplasmic vesicle; clathrin adaptor complex. Gene Ontology annotation, biological process: vesicle-mediated transport; intracellular protein transport. The record is from RefSeq and is a predicted model, not a curated record. NCBI's taxonomy places the organism in Eukaryota, Viridiplantae, Streptophyta, Magnoliopsida, Poales, Poaceae.